CAAGAAACCAGCAAGAGCUCUGACCCUGUUCGAGGAAUUUUCGAGGUCGAUGCAUCCGGAGCAAUACGCUGUGACCAAUCCUCUGGAGAAACUUAUUCAAAUCAUUGCUCAGGAUGCGUCGCUGAUGUCGCGGAAUAUUCACUCAGCGUACACUGCCAUCACAAUCGCUCGGCUGGCCCUCGAUGAGAUCAAAGCAUUGAUCAAGAACGUAGGCAAGGAGGAUCUUAGCGCAGCAACUUGGGAGAAUUUCCAGCGGUACACAAGACUUAUCCCGAUCCUUGAAAAGUUCUGUCUCUCACUGCAGAGGAUUUCUCACACCGAGUCACAGGCGACGCUCUCGUCUCACCCCCUGGAUCUAUAUUUCGAACAAUGGGAAGCGAGUCGCGAGCGGCUUCGAACGCUAGUCGAACAAAUCUUGAAGGACCUUUGGGAAUUCAAGAUACUGCCAAUAUUCGAUGACUGGGUGUAUAUCCAGAGAUAUGAUGACUGUCAAGUCUUUAUUACAAUCGUGAUGGCCCAGAGUUUUGAGCCGAUACCCGUCAGGGACAGUGCGACAAGGGGGAUCAUGGAAAAGAUUGUCGCAAAGGUGAAAGGACUUCGACUGUCCCUUUUCCGUGCGGCUCAAGCUGUGUUUUCCACAGUGAUGAUGUGUUCAAUCAAAGUCGCGUUGACUGUUCAAACGCUUUUGAAUGCAGCAAAAGCCAACCAAAAAGAUAUGAAGGAGCAAACCAAUGUUCCAAUGACG
Mycena citricolor is the source of this 745-nucleotide messenger RNA. The record is from the annotation of a GenBank genome assembly. Lineage: Eukaryota; Fungi; Basidiomycota; Agaricomycetes; Agaricales; Mycenaceae.